AUGCAACUCACAGUUCUUGCCUCUGCCAUCCUGGCCCUGGCCCAGGGCGCUCUGGCUAUUCCCGCUAAGGCCCCAGCUCUGGACGUUACCCUGAGCCAGAUUGACAACACUCGCGUCAAGGCCGUGGUCAAGAACACAGGCGCCGAGGAGGUCACCUUUGUGCACCUGAACUUCUUCCGUGACGCUGCCCCCGUCAAGAAGGUCUCCCUGUUCCGCAAUGCCACCGAGGUCCCCUUUAACGGCAUCAAGCUGCGCUUCCGCAACAAGGGCCUCACCGAUGAUGUCCUGACCACCCUGGCCGCCGGUGCCACCUUCGAAGACGAGUUCGACAUCGCCAGCACCGCCGAUCUCACUGAGGGUGGCGUCGUCACCGUCCGCAGCCAGGGUGUCGUCCCUCUCACCAAGGACAACAAGGUCUCGGGCUACAUCCCGUUCACCUCCAACGAGAUCGAGCUGGAGGUCGAUGGCGCCAAGGCUGCCGCCGUCCCUGCGGCCAUCAACCUCCUGGACCGCCGAACAAAGGUCGCCUCGUGCUCCGGCAGCAGGGCCACCGCCCUCCAGACUGCCCUGCGCAACACCGUCUCGCUGGCCAACGCUGCCGCGAGCGCUGCCGAGUCGGGCUCCUCGUCCCGCUUCUCCGAGUACUUCAAGACCACCUCGUCUGCGACGAGAAGCACCGUCGCCGCCCGUCUGCGCGCGGUUGCCAGGGAGGCCGGCUCCACGUCCUCCGGCAAGACCACGUACUACUGCGGUGACCCUUACGGAUACUGCGACCCCAACGUGCUUGCCUAUACCCUCCCUUCGAAGAACAUCGUCGCCAACUGCGACAUCUACUACUCCGACCUGCCUGCCCUGGCCCGCUCCUGCCACGCGCAGGACCAGGCCACCACCACUCUGCACGAGUUCACCCACGCCCCCGGCGUCUACUCGCCCGGCACCGAUGAUCUCGGCUACGGAUACCAGGCCGCCACUGCUCUGAGCACCAGCGAUGCCCUGAACAACGCUGAUACCUAUGCCCUGUUUGCCAAUGCCGUCAACCUCAACUGCUAG
Messenger RNA from Aspergillus clavatus NRRL 1, 1050 nucleotides. It is a transcript of the gene mep20, whose product is annotated as putative penicillolysin/deuterolysin metalloprotease. The transcript is spliced from 3 exons. Lineage: Eukaryota; Fungi; Ascomycota; Eurotiomycetes; Eurotiales; Aspergillaceae. Gene Ontology annotation, biological process: proteolysis. Gene Ontology annotation, molecular function: metalloendopeptidase activity. The coding region runs from base 1 to 1050 and encodes 349 amino acids. The record is from RefSeq and is a predicted model, not a curated record.